Amborella trichopoda is the source of this 1116-nucleotide messenger RNA. Its product is annotated as Profilin family protein. The record is from RefSeq and is a predicted model, not a curated record. Gene Ontology annotation, molecular function: actin binding. Lineage: Eukaryota; Viridiplantae; Streptophyta; Magnoliopsida; Amborellales; Amborellaceae.
UAUUUUGAAGCAUACAAAAACGCCUGAAAAAAAGAAAGAAAGGCGCGACCAUGAAAUAAUGAAAUACGAAUAAAGCGGGACUUUUUUAUAAAAAAAACCCCGCAAAAAAUCGAAAGAUAUUCACGCCAAUCUUGCUCAUUGCCAGGAAUAGUUUGGUGCAGGAAGGAGCACCCAGCUCUCUUCGCUUCUCAGCUCAUUCGCGCUCGGUCAAAAGCUUCCCGCUGCAACAACAUCCAACCCUCAUCUCUUUUCUUCCCUUCCCUUCCAUUUCAGCAUUUGCAGGAUUUUCGAAAGAUCCAUCACUCCGCAGCUUUCCCUAAUUAUAAUGUUCCAGUUUGUCUUGAAAACAACUCACCCACCAGCUUUUGAAGAUAAAAUUCAUGGUGAAUUGGAGCUCUAUACACAAACUUUGGGAGAAAUGGGCUUCCAGCAACGUAGGCUCAUCUGAUGAGCCAUUGAAGGCAGCUUUGCUACUUAACUAUGAUCUGAGAGCACCUUCUCGCCUGAAUUCUGUAAUAGUAGAGCAACAGGGAAUACACGCCCGGCCUGAUGAACUAAGUUCUCUUCUCGACUUUGUAAGACGGAACAAUUUUCAGAAAGAAUGCUUCUUCAUUGGGACAAACCAGUAUUUGGUCACUUCAGUUCAUGACCAGUGGUUCUGUGCAAGGUGUCUGAAUACAUCAAAGCAUGCAGGUGAAGGUGCCAUCAUAAUGCUUAAUGCAGCAUUCCUUUUGGUUGCAAUGUAUGAUGGUUUGAUUGGUGCUGCAUCUCGAGCAAUGGUUGCUGUUGAUCAGAUGAUAUCACAAUUGAAUCGCCGAAAUCUGUGACCUUCUGUUGGAUGCAGAAAACUUUGUUUUCCAUAUUGUUCAUAAUUUUUUUUUUAACCAAUGUUGUUUGGCAGCCAAUAUGCCAUGAAAUACGAUGAACAAUUGAUUGAGUUUUAAAUUGGGGGCCCGGUGGGGGGCAGAGGGUGGAAAUCCAUGCCCCCCUUUUUCUUUAGUUUCUUUGUCUGAAGGCCCUUGGGUGUGCAUUUUGGUCUGAAAUUUUAUCUUUAACAUGAAUUUGUGUAAUCUAUUUAAUAGAAACAUUAGAUUUAGGAAAACAUUCCAGAUUUCA